Grus americana (Whooping crane) is the source of this 7098-nucleotide messenger RNA. RefSeq names its product dual specificity tyrosine phosphorylation regulated kinase 3 (gene DYRK3). Gene Ontology annotation, molecular function: protein serine/threonine/tyrosine kinase activity; ATP binding; protein serine/threonine kinase activity. The transcript has 3 exons. Lineage: Eukaryota; Metazoa; Chordata; Aves; Gruiformes; Gruidae. Gene Ontology annotation, cellular component: nucleus. Gene Ontology annotation, biological process: peptidyl-threonine phosphorylation; positive regulation of cell cycle G2/M phase transition; cytoplasmic stress granule disassembly. The record is from RefSeq and is a predicted model, not a curated record. Bases 123 to 2129 code for a protein of 668 amino acids.
GAGGGGUCUCCUGGGGCGGGGGCACCGGCGGACACACUGAGUGGGGAGAGGGACGGGGAACGGGUGAUGAAACCCGAAGGUUUCAGACAGGGAUUCAAAAAUGUAACUUUUUUGUGAGGACGAUGCUCUGCCGCUUAUCAGUCGCUCCCAGGCCCCGCCAGGCCUGCGAGCUGCGAGGCCCCGUUCCCCGCACCCUCCCCCCCCCCCGCGCCGCUACUGCGCAGGCGCCGCCCGGCGGCGGGCGGGCGGAGGGACGUUCCCGUGGCAACGGCCGAGCCAGUGGCGGGCGGCCGCAGCCUGACCGGAGCCUCGCCGCCCGCCGCGGCAGCGCUGGACGGGGGAGCGCGGGCAGGCGGCGGCGGCGCGGGGCCCGGCGGGGGAUGGGGGCCGUCCCCCCCCGCCACGAUGCUGCUGGGCAGGAAGCCGGAGGCACCCCUCGGCGCAGGUUUGGAGAUGGAUUAUACGACUCCUAUAUGAGGAUAGAUCAGAUUAGGUACCAAGAGUCUACAAAUGAAGAACACAGCCCCUCAGGACUUCCUUCCCUUGGAAGAUCUAAUAUUUCUAGCAACAAACUCGCAAUGAAGGAUCACCCUCUGACUGGAAGUCAGGUCAAAGUGGAGCAAUUAUUUGAGGACUCUGGCAACAGAAGGAGUAGCACUCUUCAGUCUGCAGGAAUUACUGGUUCAGAAAGAUCUCUUCCUUCCUUGACAAAAGAUAAAAGUUUAGAGAGCAUAAGCACUUCUAAAGGUGGCGGUAGUUCCUCAAAAGCACAUAAAGCCAUUUCCCAAGCUCCAGAGCAAGCUGUCAAACAGUACAAACAUCAGUUAUCUGCUUAUGAACAGCAAGAGAUACUGAAUUUUUCUGAAAUUUACUUUGUGGGUCCAGCUGCAAAAAAAAGACAAGGAGUUAUUGGUGGUCCCAACAAUGGAGGUUAUGAUGACGACCAAGGCAGCUACAUUCAUGUGCCCCAUGACCAUCUUGCUUAUCGGUAUGAAGUCCUCAAAAUCAUUGGCAAGGGCAGUUUUGGACAAGUUGCUAAAGUCUACGAUCACAAACUCCACCAACACUUAGCCUUAAAGAUGGUUCGCAAUGAAAAGAGAUUCCAUCGCCAAGCGGCAGAAGAAAUCCGGAUUCUGGAGCAUCUGAAGAAGCAGGAUAAAACAGGCAGUAUGAAUGUUAUUCACAUGCUGGAAAGCUUCACCUUUCGGAACCACAUCUGUAUGACCUUUGAACUCUUGAGUAUGAACCUGUAUGAGCUGAUUAAAAGAAAUAAGUUUCAGGGCUUCAGUAUCCAACUGGUACGCAAGUUUGCUCACUCUAUACUGCAGUGUCUGGAUGCUCUUUAUAGAAACAAAAUCAUACACUGUGACUUGAAGCCAGAAAAUAUCCUCCUAAAACAGCAAGGGAGGAGUGGAAUCAAGGUUAUAGAUUUUGGGUCCAGCUGUUUUGAGCACCAAAGAGUCUACACAUAUAUUCAGUCUCGAUUUUAUCGGGCGCCAGAGGUAAUUCUGGGAAGUCGCUAUGGGAUGCCCAUAGACAUGUGGAGCUUUGGCUGUAUUCUGGUGGAGCUAUUGACUGGAUAUCCUCUUUUUCCUGGAGAGGAUGAGGGAGACCAACUGGCUUGUAUGAUGGAACUUCUUGGAAUGCCACCUCAGAAGCUUUUGGAUCAAUCCAAGCGAGCCAAGAACUUCAUCAACUCUAAGGGUCAUCCUCGCUACUGCACUGUAACUACGCAUGCAGAUGGAAGAGUGACCCUUACUGGGAGUCGAUCGCGCCGGGGUAAAAUACGAGGAGCUCCAGGGAACAAAGACUGGGUGACAGCACUGAAAGGCUGCGACGAUCCCUUGUUUAUAGAGUUCUUAAAAGAAUGUCUCAGCUGGGAUCCUUCCGCACGCAUGACUCCGAGUCAAGCUUUAAGGCACCCUUGGAUUUGUAAACGCAUACCUAAACCACCCAGCACUGAUAAAACCUCCAAUAAACGGAUUUCUAGCUAUACAAGUUCUUUCACAGGAAUAGGUUCCAAGUUGCCUCCUGUAGUUGGAGUAGCAAACAAGCUGAGGGCUAAUUUAACAUCUGACUCCAACGGCAGUAUACCUCUAUGUACUGUGCUACCCAAACUGGUCAGCUAAUAGAGAAUUAUGUAUUUCCAGAAUACAUACCUUGUAUUUUAAUUCUUUGUUAAUAAUGUGUAAGGAAGUUAAAUGCAGAGGUUUUUAAUGGAUUUACUUUUUAUUAGAGGCUAAAUCUUGAAUAUAAAAAGUUCGGUCAAAAUGUACACGUUUAAAGGGCUAACUUUUAUCCAAUUGUUUCACUCACAAUAUGGUGCAUAUUACAUUACUGGCUACGUCAGCUCAGCUGUUGAGUACAAUGACAGUUUGGCAGACGUGCUAUUUAAUAAUGCUGGUUUAGAAAUCAAACUAUUUCUUAUCAGGACGGUUUAACAGAUUCUUUUGCUUAAGACAGCAAGGGAAAUGGAUUUAAAAUAGCUAUUUUCAGUUAAUCUCCAACUGAACUCUUUUUAUUCUGGGGAGAGUUUUUACAUCUAUUGUCAAAAGCACAAAUGUGUUAACGUAAUGCAUUAGGAACUUACUUACUUGCAAAUUGCUAACUUAUGUUUGAAGACUUUUAUUUCUCUGCGUUACUUUUCCCUUACCUAUUCUGACUGAGAUUUUUUAAAAAAACCAUGGGAUGUAGACAGCAAAGGAAUUUGGUGUUGAAAUUUUAUUAUCUGAAUAAUUUUUUUCCAAAGGAGCAUAAAAAUGCCAUGAAACACAGGAUAUAUCUAAAUAAAACUACUAACUUCUCUACAGUUGCUAUUCCCCUUAAAAGUCUAUGGAAAGCUGGUAGGGGAAGUCAAGAUCAGGACUGGUCCAUCACAAGUAUGGGCCAGUUUGUUCAGGGCUAAUGAGUCAAUUAUACGUUUCCUUGGAGCUCAAAUUGAAGUCAUCAGUUCUGCCAGGUGUGCGUGUGUUUGUUUGUUUUUCCUGUGUUGUUCCCAAAACAAAAAUGUUGAACUUAGAGCUGUUUAUGUACAUGUUAUUUUAAAAACUUUUUUUUGGUGUAGAGUGAAUUCCAUUGAAUUACAUGGAGCUCUUAUAAUAAAAAGCAAACGUGCCACUCCUAUCAGACAAGUGAAAGUUUGUAAGGCCCAGGACUUUAACUAGAAAAUGUGUGUGUGUGGGGCACGCCUAAUAAUUGGAAGCACGAUCUGAAACCUAAGCAUAAUCUGUGAAAUAUCAGGAGGGACAUGAUGUGCAAAAACUUGGUGGAUCCAAAUCAAAAGUUAUGGGAAGAAUUGCUUUAUUUCUAAUCAAAUUCCUUCAGGUCUGUGAGAGAGAGAUGCCUAUGUUUUCUCGUUCUUGAGAUAUAUGAGUUUGUAUUUCCUAUUCCUUUAUCUUCCAAGAACAUGAAAAGGUGGUGUGACCUGUAAUGACAACAGCACAGCUCCUUUGGGUUGUUGCUUCUUGCAGCCACAUGGCCCGAGUCCAUUUACAAAAACCUCUGAUCUCUUGCCAGGUGCCUGAACACAAUUUUAAAUACAAUUUAGAGCUUUUAUGAACAGAAGAUUUUUAGAUUUAAUGAGUUUCUCUGUAGCAGGAUUUUAAUGUUAAAACAAGGAGACUCUCAGUAUACAGACAGAGGAAUUGUCAGGGUGAAUUUUAAGACAGGGUGACUAUGUGUUCAGUACGAGGCCCUCUGAGAAGAUGGGGCCGUGUUUACUCGUCUGCUCCGUUUAAUUACAGCGCUGCUGAAAUGCUGGGUGGAAGCCUGUAGAAAAAGUCAAAAAGACAGAGCCAAAGCUACAAACUUUCCAGGACUGUUGUUUAAACUGAGGUUGUCAUGUACGUAGCUUUUCUGAGUUCUUUUGUUUUACAAGUGUAAAAUCAAUAAGCUGAGUAAUAAUACUAAAAUGAGUAGCCUUUAUCCGUGCAGCUACAAGUAAUACCAGCGUGUAUGGUAUGACCGUGGUUCACUUCAAAUAAUACAUGACUGGUAUUUUUUAUUUGGCUCAGCUGAAUGAAGUUUUAUUUGACUGGAGAAUGGGGGAAGUGGCAGAAGACACCAUCGAUUUUUAGUAGACUCCCUAAUACAUGUGUCACAUUUUCAGAAGCCAGAAACAUUCUCCUUCCUCCUCUGCCCUUUACCUUAUACAUUUUUUUACAAAAUAUACCUGGUGAGUGAGGAGAAAGGAACCUUUCAGGAGCAAUAGCUUGUUAGGAAAGAGGCACAGGAAAGCACUUUAUAUAGAAAUUGUAAAGUGAUGGUAGUGUACGGAGCCUGGCAGAAGACUGAGUGUUGGUGGGCUAGGAGCUUUACAAGCAGGUCUUCUCUUAGGAAAACAGAGCAGUGUUAUGGUUCUAAACCAUUUUUGCCUGUAAAAUGCCAAAUGUAGAAUAAUCAUUCUCCUGUGACAUCUGGGAACUUGUUACUAUGAGGUAACUUCUAGUGUAACAGCCUCUGGUGUACACACAGUAAUCUCAGUUAAGGCUGGUGCUGUAAAACUGCAGAUAAGUAAUUAGCUGGCAAGAACAUUGCUUUUUAUCUAGAAAAUGUGUUCAGCAUGACCUGACUGCACAAGGUGCCCGUUAUGAGUUGUGUGUGUUUAAGACUGGCUCUUUCUUACUCGGGACUACUACGUUUUAAAAUCCAGUGCGUAGUUAACUGUCUUGCUAAUUUGGUGUUCCAGUCUAUGUAGCCAUAGUCGGUGAGAAGGAAAAGGAAGCAGCCUCAGAUUUCUACUGUAUUGAAAAAGACUUCAUAAGCCAGGGAAUACAGCUGAAUUAAUUUUGUCUUGUUUCCAAUUACUCAGCCCCAUUUUUCUUUAUAAAAUGUUUGCUUUCAGCGAAUAGCGUGACCCAGUAUUGCCAAACUGGGAGAGCCCUUCAGGUGAGCUAAUAAAUCUCCUAUCUGGGAGGGACCUGAGGGACCGUCCCCGCAGACGCUUGGCUUGUUGAGUUCCCUGUGAAUUUGCCCAGGAGUUGCCCACAGCCACGCGUGGAGGUUGGACCCCGGGCUGCGUCGCUGGAUGCUGUUGUUCCUAAAGGGCGCUCACGCUCGCAGUGGCUGUCUUCACUGAGAUCAUCCCAAAUUCACGCUUUGGGAGGUCUGAAAUCGCCAGAAGUCCAUCUUUUUCAUUAAUCGUGAUACUGGUUAGAAUGUUAGAAGUAGUCUAAAGCUAAACUUGCCUGAAUAGAACAACAGCUUUUAUUUUUGUGGUAGCUCUUUGGUUUGCAAGUUUGUUAUUCUGCCAGCACCAGCGAGGUUCCUCUGGAACUUCAGUCACGUUCUUCUAGCAAGUUAGGACAAAACAAACACAAAUUACUUGGGUUUACCACAAAACAGACGUCACAUUUAUAAAAGUCUCUUAAGCUUGUUUUAAAAUGUUCCUUACAACGUUCCCUGUUUUACUACACUGUUAGUCUGUGUAUUGUAAAUAACACGCUCUGUUUAUUGUCCGCAUUUUUAGCUGUUUGGUUUAGCGAUAGUUUAUAUAAACGACCGACAAGGCAUGAGCAUCACAUCCGACAGAUACACAUUGCUUCUACACCGGGGUCGAAAUAUUAUCUGCCUGUCCAAGUAGCAGGGAGAAACUCGUAUUUAUUUAUCUGAACUCGGUGGGACACCAAGUACAUCGUUCUUCACUGCGGAACGUGGUACCGCAGGCAGACGCUCACCCAGGCUGCGUUUAGCUCUUUACAGGUUUGAUCUUACUAACGCCGACUGCUGAAGGCGAAGCUCGUUUCACAACGGUGACCUGAUUAUAGAGGAGAUCUGGGUAGAACAGAUUCUCUUCGCUGGAGUUUUUUUAUCCUUCCCAUACAGCUUGAAUAGGAACUCUAGUUGUCUGGUGACCUAAGAAUUCCAAACAGACUGGAAAGUUUAGGGUGACUUUUGUGGAAGAGUGAGUGUGUUGCUCAAUCUGCAAUUGUUUACAACCGUUGGGAGCCGUUAGGACUUCCAUGCAGUUGAAAACUUUUUGAGCACUAAUUUAUCGGUAGAGGUUCUUAGCAAUGGUCAUCCUCUUUAAAACUACCUCCGAAACAAACCUAGGGUCCUUUCUAAAGGGAAAUUCACUGCAGACUACAGCUUUUUUUUUUUUUCCCCCUUUUUUUUUUAAAUACUAAUAGCUGUUUUGGCUGUGAAACAUAUACAUGAUGAUCUCAGCAAUGUCUUACUAAUCCUAGCCAUAGAAGCAAAAGGCUGAUUCUGCACCCAGAGAUCUCUGCUGAAAUGAUUGAUACAAAUCCCCUGCCUGCCAAAGGUUAAUACUGUUGUGGGAGUAGAGAGCCAAAAUAAUACGGGAAGCUCUGUGGUACUUCUCUGCAGCACCCAGCUGAGAUUGGAAACAAACUGUGCUGAAAGACUUUAAUGAAAAACCCUGGAGCUUUUGCACGUGUUGAGCGCUCGGGGCUGUGGGUACCUGGCAGUUUUGAAAAUUGGACUUUGUGUUUUUGUACUUAGUGCUUAUCACCGACACCACUUGAUUAUUUUUUUAAAAUUUGUAUUAAUUUGGUAAGGGUUUGGGGAAAUGGAUCCACUUCAUACUUCCCAUAAAAGAGCCUUUGUGUGUUCUAAAACUCCACUGAUACCUGACUGGUUUUUAACUCCCAUGUAACGCGUAAAAUCCGUGGGUCAUCAGAGCAGUCGUGGAUAGGUGAACAUUGUCCCUGUACUCCGGGGGUGCAGAGACUUCAAACGCCAUUCUCGCAGACGGGCUGGGUCAGUAAGUCUGCGGUGCUAAAAGAAUAACCCGUGUUCCCUAUACAUAGCACUGUGCCUUAUUAUUUUACCAGCCUACAUCUGUCUCGGUGCAAUCAAAUUACUAUUCAGGGUUUCUUAUACGUUGCAGAUGUUCAUACUAAAUGUCAAUGUCGAAAGAAUUUACAGGUUAGCCUGUUUAUUAUAAAUAUCGUGAUGAGGUGUAAUAUGGUGGAGAAUGUAGAAAACAUAUAAGGUGCAUGUGACUGUAACUCUCUGUGAAGGAACACGUUGGAAAUAAGUCAGUCUCAAACUAUGUAUCUCAAUGUAAUGAACAGAUAUUUCCUAAAGUUGUAUUUCGGUUCAUUUUUAAAAAGAAAAUAAAUACAUAAUUUUCUU